Molecule: messenger RNA, 1412 nt
Organism: Cucumis melo (muskmelon)
Lineage: Eukaryota; Viridiplantae; Streptophyta; Magnoliopsida; Cucurbitales; Cucurbitaceae
Product: translocase of chloroplast 34-like
Exons: 8
Coding region: 258-1196 (312 amino acids)
Biological process (GO): intracellular protein transport
Cellular component (GO): chloroplast outer membrane
Molecular function (GO): protein-transporting ATPase activity; GTP binding
Source: RefSeq, a predicted model, not a curated record
UUUCUUUUCUUUUCUUUUCCCCUUUUCCCUCUUCCAUUUCACUUUCCUCUCCGCUCCAACCCACGCCCGCGCACCCUCUCCGUCGCAGUCGCCCGCCGGCACGCUCCCUCGCCGUAGUUCUUUUCAUUUUUUUCACUUACUUUCCGCUACAGCCUCGCCGGCACACGCGACUACCGCAUUCUUCUGUUCUUCGACCGAGGUCAACACUCUUGUUUUCCUCAACCUCUCCCUCUCUUGCUCGCCGCACGCACAACUUCAUGGCAUCUCAGGUUAUCCGUGAGUGGGUUGGGAUUAACAACUUUGCAAUGGCUACACAAGCAAAAUUACUUGAGUUGAUGGGAAAACUGAAGCAGGAGAACGUCAACACAUUGACAAUACUUGUAAUGGGAAAGGGUGGCGUUGGAAAGUCAUCCACUGUGAAUUCCAUUAUUGGUGAAAGAGUUGUAUCUGUUAGUCCUUUUCAGUCAGAAGUGCCAAGGCCAGUGAUGGUUUCUCGCUCACGGGCUGGAUUUACAUUAAACAUCAUCGAUACACCUGGCAUCAUAGAAGGAGGUUAUAUCAAUGACCAGGCACUUGAGAUCAUAAAACGCUUUCUCUUGAACAAGACCAUAGAUAUUCUUCUCUAUGUGGACCGCUUGGAUGCAUAUAGAGUAGAUAACUUAGAAAAGCAGGUUAUCAAGGCAAUAACUGACAGCUUCGGUCAAGCAAUAUGGAGUAGGGCUUUGAUUGUUCUCACUCAUGCUCAAUUUUCCCCGCCAGAUGGAUUACCAUAUGAUGAAUUUGUUUCCAGAAGAUCAGAAGCUCUAGUGAAAACAGUCCGAUUUGGUGCCUCUUUCAGAAAAGUUGAAAUUCAGGGGUUGAAUAUUCCAGUUGUUUUGGUCGAGAACAGUGGACGGUGCAGCAAGAAUGAGAAAGAUGAAAAGGUUCUUCCAAAUGGGAUUGCUUGGAUUCCUCACUUGGUUGAGACAAUCACCACAGUUGUCUUGAAGGGAAGCAAGUCCAUUUUUGUUGAUAAGACGUUAAUCGAAGGGCCAAACCCCAAUCAGAGGGGAAAGUUGCUGAUUCCCUUAAUCUUUGCACUCCAAUAUUUCUUCGUCGUUAAACCUAUCAAGCGAGCAAUAAGAAGGGAUAUAGCAAGACAAAUUAGACCGUCGUGGGAGUUGCGUGAUAUGAGCUUUUCCACCCGCAAGUAUUGAUUCGAUCUCAAGUUUGGCGAGUUAAUAAUCUAUGCGUCUUAUGUUCGUAUAGAGAUUAGUCGUUGUUUUGUUUUUUGUUUUUUUUUUUUUUUUUUUUUUGUAGAAGUUGGAAUUUUGAGAUAACUGAGUUUCUGUAAGCAAAUUCGUAUACACUGCCACCCUCAGUUCUUUCGGCUACUUAUCAUUAGUUAGAGGAUUAUGUUUGUUUCCUUUUAA